GACAGAAAUAGCCACAAAGAACCACAAUAACACCACGCACGACCCUCACCACUGAAAUCACACCAUUUCCAUUUCCAAUCUCCACAACUCAGAAACACACAAAAAAAAAUGGCUUCUGUGAUUAUGUCGUUCGCUCCUCCAACCACAAGAGUCUUCGCCGCGACGGCAGCAAAGGGCGCCGGAGGAAGCAAGGAGGAGAAAGGCUUUCUGGAUUGGAUUCUUGGAGGGUUGCAGAAGGAAGAUCAGUUCUACGAGACCGAUCCUAUCCUGCAGAAAGUGGAGGACAAGGCCGGCGACGGAAGAGGCACGGCCAGCGGAAGAGGAACCACCGGUGGCCGGAAGAACUCCGUGGCGGUGCCACAGAAGAAGAAGAAUGGUGGAUUCGGAGGGCUUUUUGCCAAGAAUUGAAACAUACUCUCGCAAGUACCUCAUUCACAUAAUACAUAAAAGCAUGCAUUGUUGAUUGCUGUUCCGUGUUAGUAUUUUGCUUCGAUCUUUUGAUUAUAAAGGAACCCUAAUUUGUAGCUACUGUUCUCUGCAAUUGUGAUUCGUAUUACACACUGCUAAAUGCUCUGCUCAUCAAUCACAAUGUAAAUUAUGAGUCGCGUUUUCGGAAUGGUGUUCGGAUUCAUCACUCCUUGACUCUAUUCUGCAUAUACUGAUAUACUCUUCUUCUGC
Molecule: messenger RNA, 678 nt
Organism: Neltuma alba
Lineage: Eukaryota; Viridiplantae; Streptophyta; Magnoliopsida; Fabales; Fabaceae
Exons: 1
Coding region: 109-408 (99 amino acids)
Cellular component (GO): chloroplast
Source: RefSeq, a predicted model, not a curated record